AUGUCUUACGCCGUGGAAACAAAAAAGCGCAAAUUCCAUCGAGUCCUAGAAUCACUCACCAAGCCUACAACCGCAGAUUCUGCGCCGAAACCGACCACCGGAACCCCCGCGACUCCGCGAGAGCCUAUCCCCGUGAGCCAGUCAAUCAAAAAGGUCAGACUGAGUGGAGAUGAAUCAAACCUCACAUCGGUGCGCAACUCGAUUCUGAAAGUUGCCAAACCUGGUACCCGAGUCGCUUCGUCGUCGUCGACAGCUCGUCCUAGUUUUGUCCCGUGGGAUCGCGAACGAUUUCUGGAGCGUUUGGAGACCUUUCGUCGAGUGGAUCGAUGGUCACCCAAGCCUUCUGCUAUUAGUGAAGUCGAAUGGGCGAAGCGUGGCUGGAUUUGCACGGAUGUGACAAGAGUGACAUGUGUGGGAGGCUGUGGCGGAUCGGUCGUCGUCAAAUUGCCGGACGAACUGGAUGAAUUGGAUGGGUAUGAUAUUGAGAAAGUGCAGGAAAGAAAGGAAGUCCGUGCCAAACUCGUGGAAGAGUAUGCUCGACUCUUAAUCGAAGGGCAUGGUGAAAGCUGUCCGUGGAAGAACAAAGGUUGCGAUGCUACGAUUCAUCGUUUAGCCUUGUCCAACCCCGACAUGGCCAUUAGUGGUCUACAAAAGCGCUACUCGAACCUUGAGAAGAUGGGGGAUAAACUACCUCGAAAAGAAGCUAUUCAGGCACCCGAGUCAAUUGACAUCGAAGAAAUUAUCAAGAUACUUCCAGCAGCGGGCUUCCAACAGUCCGAGGAGAAUACUGAGACGACUGAAUCCGACACUCACCAGCAACCCACUGAAAGCGAGGGACCUGAAAAGCCUACAGAGACAACCGAGGCUGAUACUGCCCAAACAAAUGGUGAAAAGCAAGAAAGUACGACCCAAACCUCCCCAGCUGCAGUCGAGAUCAACAGAGCAGCUUUUGCAUUGGCGCUCUUUGGUUGGGACGCAAUAAUGGAUGGAACGGCGGGUCUGGCUGGUUGUGGCGCAUGCUUUAGACGACUAGGUCUCUGGAUGUACAAAUCCAAGGAAGAUGGAGGUAGCGCAGUCUACGAUGCGCUUGAAGUGGCCACCGAACAUAUGGAAUACUGCCCAUGGAUCAACGGACAAGCCCAGAGCGGCACUGGCAAAUCAACAGAGAAGCGCGAAGACUUGCGUAGUGGCUCGGAUGUUCUAUCCCAGGCACUUAAAGUAAAGCAUCGCCGACGCAUCAGGUCGACAGCAUCUAUGGACACUCUCCGGGCCGACUCGGAAGCCCCCUCUGUCGAUGGACCGAUAGUCGACGAGGAUAAUGACGAAGCCAAAAAAGCCACGAACCGGGAGUGGUGGUCCAAACUUCGGCGGAUGAGACAGGUACUGAACGUGAAGAGCCCGAACAAAAGAAAGUCGGUUGCCUCGUAA
Messenger RNA from Aspergillus wentii DTO 134E9, 1428 nucleotides. RefSeq lists its product as uncharacterized. Gene Ontology annotation, cellular component: nucleus. Gene Ontology annotation, molecular function: zinc ion binding. Lineage: Eukaryota; Fungi; Ascomycota; Eurotiomycetes; Eurotiales; Aspergillaceae. The transcript is spliced from 3 exons. The coding region runs from base 1 to 1428 and encodes 475 amino acids. The record is from RefSeq and is a predicted model, not a curated record.